Ruditapes philippinarum (Manila clam) is the source of this 1991-nucleotide messenger RNA. RefSeq lists its product as uncharacterized. The record is from RefSeq and is a predicted model, not a curated record. Lineage: Eukaryota; Metazoa; Mollusca; Bivalvia; Venerida; Veneridae. Bases 61 to 1287 code for a protein of 408 amino acids. The transcript has a single exon. Gene Ontology annotation, molecular function: protein binding.
AUACUACUGAAAAGGAAGUUUUCCUUAUCAUAUUUAUUAUCUGAUUAAAUUGUUCGAAGAAUGGAUAGUUUACAAGAUAUUCAAAAUAAUAUUGAAACAGUGCAAGAAAAUACCGAUAUAACACAUUCUGAUGAUGAUCCAGCCAUGACUAUUGAUGAAAAAUGUGAUAUUGAAGAACCUACUUUCGGUUUCACGGAAAAGUCAUGGAGAACCGAUUUUAUUUUGCUUGUUGAAGGAAAACGCUUGUAUGUUAAUAAGGCCAUCUUAUCUCUUGCGUCGCCUGUCUUUGAUACGAUGUUCCAAUCCGACUUCAAGGAAAGUCAGUGCGAAGAGUUAGAGCUGCCUGGGAAACGGUACCGUGACGUCAUUGAAUUUCUUCGGUGUAUCUAUCCGAAUAACAUACCAACAAAUAUCACUAUGGAAAGUGCUGUGACUAUUUUACCCCUUAUCGAAGAAUAUCAAGUUGUGAAGUUAAAACCAAGAUGUGAACAAGCCAUUAUUGAGAAUAUAGGAGACGAAAUACAAGUUGAAAAAAUAUUCGGUUUAUUGCAUACAGCAUGUCUUUACAACCUCGUUGACUUGCGUAAACUUUGCGUGAAAAUAACAUGCACAAAAUCUGAAAAAGAAAUUGAUGAGGCCUUUCAAAAUUGUCAACCUCCAGCAGAAGCGGCAAAAGAAAUCCUGGAACAAUUGAAUAAGAAAUUGAGGGAAACAGUGAAUAAACAAAAACUGUUAAUUGAUGAUAUAUCAAGAGAAGCAACUGAGAAUACUGCAACUCUCAAAGCUGCGAACACCGAACAGGAAAGACAAUUGGUUAUCUUAAAACAAUACCUGUCUGCGGAUGUAAAAACGAAUAAAACAAUCACACUUGGAUAUGAAAGCCAAUGGAGGGAAUGUAUAGCUAUAUUUGACGUUGAUAUGGGAAGUGAAAGAGUAAGGACGGAAAGACAGGUUACUGUUUGGAAUGUUCCUCUUGUAGUUGUCGUUUCAGAAAAAUCAACAGCAAAAAACAAAUUCUACCUUGGAAUUGAGAUAAGAUGUAUAAAUAAAGAGGUAGUGUGUUCAUUUAAAGGGCGUGUUGUCGUUGUAAAUAGACAGCCUAUGGGAGAGAACCAUACAGUGUUGAUAAGUGGAUCCUUUUCUAACUGUUCUAUCUUUUCGAGCCUUACAUGUAGUCAAGAGAUAAUGAAAAUGUCUAGGAUAAAGGAAAUUGCAAAUGGAUUUUUGAGUAACGGUCGUAUUGGCGUGAUCGUUCAGAUUUUCAUGACAGAACCAAACAGAGGCUAAUAAACUAGUGAUUUCGUUAAACAUUUGGUAGGACAAUUUCAACUACAACAUCCUGUCACCGUUUUUUUUUUUAAAGAAUUUUAUUAGGCAAAAUACUAUCGAAAAUGUUUCUAUAUAAACGAAGAAGGCCCGAAGCGUGCAUUCUUCUACAACAAUGCACUCGCCGUUCUUAUUAUCUCGCUGUAUAUUUUCACAUUGAGGGCGCCAUUUUGUUUGAAAAAUGUAAUAAAUAAAAACAAUUUUUUGUCGAAUUUUGUUGUGAAAACUAUCUAGAAUGAAAGAAAAUGGUCUAACUAAGAAAAUGAAUUCGAACAUCAAUAUCUUUUAUUCAGUCGUUAACGCUGUACAGACGUUUAAAGUGUUGUUUACGUGACGUCACAAUGUAGCGCCAAACAGCACGUGCAAAACAAUCAAAUCAAGUACGCUAUUUUAAUGUCGCAAACGAGUUAAGUUUUACAUUUAUUUCACUUUAAUGAUUUUUAUUUCGCUUGAAAAAUUAAAGAGUGAAAUGAAAUAAACAAAGUUUUAUCAACGUUUCCAAAAUUCGUUAUUCUACACACAGAAGAUUUAACGACAGUUUUUAUAUUUUUUCUUGAAAAGUAGUCCGGCAAACAUGCAUACCACGUGAUCAAGUGCCGUAGAUCAGUAAAAAUAUACGGCACCUUGUUAUCGGGCCGAAAUUGAUACAAGUGACAGGAUAAAUU